CUCUGCUAUUAUUCAAGAAUAUUUAAUAGCUUCAAUCCUUUGUUCCUUGUUGUACACUCUGCCAGCAGCAGCAUGUUCUACUUUGUAAAAAUCAUCACUUUGUGGAAAUUGCUUAAAAACGGCACUAUUGUUGCACGUGAUUGUUGGUUACCGUGCUUUUACUGUUUGCUUAAGGUUCCAGUUUACGUCGUUGUCUUGCGAUGUUUUAGUUUAAUUGAUUAACGCCAACUGAAAGACAUUGAUGUAGCUCAUUAUGUUGAGUGAAAGAUGUGUUCACAGUAGCUAGACUUGUAUGGUCAGGCAAAAAGCGAACAGCUAUAGUGUUUACUAUUUUCGUACAUUUUUUAUGAUAGUCUGCAUUGCAAAUCAGUUGCAUCUACAUAUGAAGGGAUGACUAUGGAUUGUGGCGUUCGUUCUUUUUAGAUGGAAUUGCUUGUCACGUCGUGUUCUGUUUGACGCAAAUAUUCGCGCAUCUCAAGACGUCAAAAACUGGAAGUUGUUCUUCGGCGGAAUCCUUCCACCGUCGCCUCAGACACGGAUCGCGUAAGAUGACUUCGUCGCAUCAGCCUCUGUGCAUAUUUUCGCUGGACCCUACUGAAAAGACCGUCUCAAGUUCAGAGCUAAAAAACCUGCUGUGCAGAGAAGAUGAAAGUAUGGGGCACUUCAACGUAGUUGUCAUUUCCAUCGGUGGUAGAUGCCGUCUAGGAAAAAGUCUCUCAUGAAUUACAUUAUAAGCAAGCUGAACAAGAACGAUGCAUCUCAAAAGUCAACAGGAUGGCGAGAGACCAUCAAGGGUGUUUUCGAUUCUACAAGAGUCUUUCUGAUGCCGAAGCCUGGCACACAUAUCACCUCUUCACCUGAAUUCAAAGGCAGCGUAAAAGAAAUAAAAGAGUUUUGCUUCGCAGAGUAUUUGAAGAAAUUCGUCGAAGUACUAUUAUCUCCACAGCAACUCAAAGUCAAAAUGAUCCACCGUCGCAAAUUUACCAUGGAAAGCUUUUGUAACUUCGUGAAGUGUUUAUGCGAUUUCUAUUUGAGAAAUGACUCGCCUUAUUCGGGGCCACUGUCAACUGUUAUGAUGCACGCGUCUUAUUCAAUCAUAACAGGUGAAUUUCUCGAUGCGUACAUAACGCAUAUGAGUAACAGCAUUGAUCAUCAUAUGGGAAUUGAUAUCAAUGACGUUCAAGAGUAUCAUGAGGAUGCUCGGCGUAAAGCUAUAGAACUCCUUAAGGAAACAGGAAUGCCGGAACGGUACUUGCAGCGGACUUGAAGAAUCCAUACAAUAAACUUAUCUGUAUAUUGAGAAUGAGAACAAGUAUGAGCUUGAGAGGCAGAAAGCUUUGCUAGAUGAACUUCUGCUGCUGAAUGAAGCUACUGAAAUUGAAGAAGAAAGGAAUUGAAGAGAAAUCACUACAAUUGACGCAGUUGCUACUAGUGUUACACUGAUAUGUCUCCAAAAUCACCUGCUGUGAAUUUGCUUAAGGCAGGCAUUGUUCAUCUAGUAGCGAGAGCGCUGAAGAAGCUAUAAGAACAGCCCUUCACGCUGUGUUUUUUUUAUACCGGAAAAAAUAUUGUCAUGAGAAUACGACCAAUGCACUAAAUGAAGAAAUAUACACGUGCCGUGUAAUCCUGACAAUAUAGAUUUUAUCUGAUCUUUUCAAAACGGAGAUGGUGGUGAGAAAGGACUUCCGUCUAUACGUCAUCACACUAGAAUGUUGCUACAUACUUGAGCCUAUGAAUGAUCUAAGAGCGAAUUGUGCUUGGGCCCUUGAGAUAUGGGCGACUAGUAAUUAUCGAUUGGUAUGAAAUAGUUGGAACUUUUAUGAGAAAGUUAUGUUGCAGAUGAGGCUCUUAUUGCUAUUACUAUUGAAUGGUGAGCGACAUACAAGAUGUUAUGUUUAACUGAUUACGACCUAUUACACGACACAUUUUGGAUUCUGCCAAUUGACAGUGAUGGACAAAAACGAAUACAAGUUUAUCGCACGAUAGUAUACUAAAUUUCAAAUAAAACUUAAUUGCUGGGCGUGCGUUCCAAAUCCUGAAGUUUUAAUUCUGCAACUUCGAUUUUUAACUUCUGAAAAUUCGCUUUUUCUUCUGGAGCGUUUCUUCGGUCCACGCUCUAACAACCCGCCGCGGCAGCGAAGAAGACAACAGCGUCCACAGCAUCAUCGUUCUGCUAUGGCGAUCAAAAGAUGCUUGGUUCUGUUGUUGUUGAUCUGUAUUUAAUCGAAAGUUAUUUUCUAUUGUGCGUUUUUGCAAUUUUGUGCGUUGCCAUUACCAUCGCAAUAAUCUAACAUCUCGACAAUGUCUCUUUCAAUAGGCUCUUCGAAUUCGUUGGUAUGCAUAGAGUUGGAAGACUUCUUCAAACUCCGAUACGUAAAGCUGCUAACUUUUCUAAAUAUUGCAGAUUAUGGAUUAUGCAGCACAAACCAUCAGUACCCAUUGAAAAUGGUUGUCAGCGAUUAGGAAGAAGAUGUCGAUGCAUUAUUAGUUGUGAUUUCUAUAUUAUACCAUAUUAUAUACCAUAUUAUAUUAGACCAUAUAUUUAAAGAAUUCAAUUUUCCGUAAUAAAAUUGCGUUUUUAUUAGUUACGAGAUUUGGAUUUGGUCUAAUGUCUCAAUCGUUGCUGUCGCAAAUGGAAAAUCAGUUACUUGUCGUUGUGAGUUGUUAAGGUCGCAGACUACUA
Molecule: messenger RNA, 2683 nt
Organism: Varroa destructor (honeybee mite)
Lineage: Eukaryota; Metazoa; Arthropoda; Arachnida; Mesostigmata; Varroidae
Product: atlastin-1-like
Source: RefSeq, a predicted model, not a curated record